GAACAGCCAAGUGGGAGGGCCAGAGAAGGAGCUCGUUGGAGCUGGAGGGUGUGUGAGGCAAGCUGCAGAGCAAGAAAAGCUGGGAGACUCCAUUAGGGGAAGGUUGAGGGAGGAGAGUGAAGUGGGCAGAAAAGGCAGGGAGCUGUGUCUGUUGGAGAGAGAUUAAAACAGCAGCAGGAGAGUCUUGCUUCCUCAAAACGGUGGUGUUGUGUGGAUCCGGAAAAAGACAAAGGUCUCCAGAGGAUACGGGCCAAAAUGACUAAACUUAAUGAAAUAGUAGACAUGGACGUGCUGAGGGCCUACACUUUUCAUGCGGUCAUUGUCAUCAUAAAAAUGAUGCUGUUGAGCCCUCUAACAGGAUACUUAAGAGUGAAGAAACAGGCAUUCGCCAACCCUGAAGAUGCGGCUGCAUUGGGUAAAGGAGAGGCUGGAAAAAAGGCUCUCAGGACUGAUCCGGAUGUGGAGCGCGUGCGAAGACUCCAUCUCAAUGACCUUGAGAACAUCAUUCCAUACCUCUUCAUUGCAUUCUUCUAUUCUUUCACGGGCGUUUCUGAAACCACAGCCUUGCUUCACUACAGACUUUUUACUGCGGCUCGACUCUUCCACACCAUUGCCUACCUGGCGCCCCUUCCGCAGCCCUGCAGGGGUCUGGGUUUUGGGGUCGGCUUGUUUGUGACCUUUUCAAUGAUAUUCCAGCUUCUGUGGAACGGCCUGAAUCUAUUAUAGAAAAGAAGCCUGCCCUUGUUACCACCAUAAUGGCCAUUCUACGGUAGUUUUCAGAUUUUUGCCUUUGGGGCAUCUUUUCCACACCUUCUGCCUAGGGACAAGCCCCCCCCCCCCGGCCAUCGCAACCUGCAUGCUACAGAACUCCCCAAUGCAUGACAGAGCAUCCCAGGGCAUAUUCUAGGGCAGGGUUGGGGAACUUGUGAUCCACCUGACAUUGUUGGACCACAAUUCCCAUCAUCCGUGACCACUGUCCUGUCCUGGUGGGGACUCAUGGGAGUUUGAGUCUACUGGAGGACAGGAGGUUAUCCCCCCCUCCCCCUUGCUCAGUUAAUGUGAGAACAAAACCAUACACUUUCCUGCAGAUGCACAUUACAGAGGAAGAUUCAUAAGUCUUCCAGGGAAAUGUCCUUGCUCUCCUGGUUUACAUGGAGAAGGUCUGAUGUUCAAUCCCUGGUAUAUCCAGUACAAAGGAUAAAAGCAGAAAACAGUUAAUGGGGAAAUAUCUUUGCCUGAAACCCUACACAUUUAAAAGGCUGUAGAAUAUUAGAGGAACGUUUUCGCCUGGUGCCCAUGUAAUGAAGACACCAGGCGAGCCUCCCUGGGGAGAGCAUUCCACUAAUGGGGAGCCACUGCAGAAAAGGCCCUUUCUUGUUUGCCACCAUCUGGGCCUCUUAUGGAGGAGGCACACUGAGAAGGGCCAAAGAUGAUGAUCUCAGGGCUUGGGUCAGUUCAUAUUAGGCGAUGUGGUCCCCCAUGUACAUUGUCUAGCAGUGGCUGUCCAUGGUCUUGCAGGAGUCUUUUCUAGCUAGUUGGAGAUGUCAGGGAUUGAACCCAAGACUUUCUGCAUGCAGGCAGGUACUCUACCACUGAACCACACACCCCUCUCUAACAAUGUUCAGACCAUUGCCUUGUCAGCUGUACAAUCAUUGCUUUAGUUCACCAAUUUUUAUGUGUAUGGGGUCAUAAGGUAGGUGAGCUCACAUGUAAAUGUAAAAACCUGCAUUUACUUUGGAAUAUCAGAAGCUAGGAACUGAAAGUAAGAAUAGCUUGCAUUGUUAUGUCCUGCUUCUGAAUGUCUAGAUGACUUUGGUUGGCCAAUGUUGGAACAGAAACAGGGGGUGGAUGGAUACUUGGUCUGGUCCAGCAAGACCAUAUUUAAGUUUGUUCACACAGCUGAGUUGUCCCAGUCAUGGGCAUACUUUUGUGGUGGUCUUGUUCCUCCAGCUCCAGAUUCCCCAGAAAUUAAUUCAGUGUACGUUUUGAACUACAUCUCCCAUCAGCAAGUGUAGCCAACGGUCAAGGGUGAUGGGAGCUGUCGCCCAAAGCAUUUAGAGGACACCAGGCAUGGUGAAGAGGGGAAGAUAUAGGCACUACCAGGAGCCAACGGCCACACUGUAAGUCCUCCAUGAAUCGUAGGACAGCUCACCAUGAUAGUAUGAAGGCCCUGCUCAGGUCUGCUACAAAAUAAUGACAGAAUAUUUAUGUUUUCCUACUUGCAAAUCAUUUUAUGUUUUCAGUUGUCCACACUUCUGCUUGUCCCAUACUUUCUUGGCAUGGUUGCGAGAGGUUUUUUGUUUGCCCUGCUUCUUUCCCCGGGAAAACCCACUGUUUACCACUGCAAACCAAUUGAUAUUUGCUCUGGUUCAGCAGUAAACAGAGAGUUUCUCCUGGGGGGAAGCAGCAGGUCAAGUAGGACUGUGGAUGAGCCUUAAAUGCAGUGCCUCUGCAACAAAUGUACAAAUGUGAAGCAUGAUAUGUAAAAUUAGAUGUAGCAACAGAGGAGAAACAAUUUGGCACUUGUUACACACAGUAACAGGUCUUGAGAUUUGGUAGCAACAAUGGAUCUGGAUACCAGUUGCUGGAAACCACAGGGGAAAGGCUCUUGUGUUCAGAUCCUGCUUCCAGGUUUCCCACAAGCAUUUGGUUGGCUUCUAUGAGAACAGGAGGCUGCCCUGAAUGGGCCAUUGGCCUGAUCCAGCAGGUUCUUCUUAUGUUCUUUGCUUGCGGAUCUUAGUGGGCAAACAGGGUUCCCGAUGGAUACAACACAUGCCCUCCACCCCAUGCUCCACAUCACUCCUUCGCUACAACCAUCUAGCAGAGCUCAAGCCCACGUUUGUCGAGCGCAUUAUGCCCAAGCUGAUGAAUGCACAUCAAACCCAUUUUAUAAGUUCCAUCUGUGUAGAUCUAUGCCUUGAGGUCAUCACAAAAGCUUGCCCUAGUAGUUAUAAAUUGGUAAAAAGAAUUUGCCUGUUCAGCUGCCCAUUUUGAGAGGUUUGACUCCAGUCAUCAUUCCUUGAACACCAGUCAGCAUUCUGGGCAAUGUUGUCAACAUAAUAUAAGCUGCAAGGUUGCUGCAUUCUAUAGGGUGUUUUUUUGUUUUGUUACAGUAUAUGGUAGCUGAUUCCGGGUACUGUGAACAACCUUUUUUAUGCCCGCAGAUAAUCUUUCUCCUCCUUUCUCUUUCGCACACUGUCUCAACCUCAGAAUGAUUGGAAUGACUUGUACAAGCUUUAGGAUUUGUUAAUGUGUAACAACUCUAUUGACGGCAUGUACGUAUGGUAAUUUUCUACAGAUGCUAUUUUGGGAUGUAUCUUUUUGAAGCAUAAAUAAUAAAGACAACAGCAAAAAAAAAGGGGGGGAAAGUCUUUGCAUUUGGGGGGCUAUUUUCGUUCUCUUGGCUUCUGUAACUGCAGUCAGCAAAUAGGAUGUCACAAAGAAUAAGAGAUUCAAAUCAGGGAGUUCUUUGAAGAUUAUUUACCUUAAUAAUAAGAUAUUGCAAAGCAACGCCAAGCCUUGUUGUAAAGGAGACUUUGAUGCAAAUAGGUGUUUGUAACCAAGCGCUGAAAUAAACACAGGGAGCAGAUUUUCUUAGCCUACCAUAUCCCUUAAGAGAAAAGAAUGUUCUGAGUGUCUUCUACCUGAGUUUCAGCCAUAAAGUUUUUGAAGCAAUUUCUUUGCCUAUAAAAAUAGAGCAGGUAUUAUGAGACCCUUCAUUAUGCAAAUCCAAUUGCUGACCAGACUUGAUGUGUGUCCAACAGCUAUUCCAGACAUUAUUGCACAUAAAUGUUACACCGUAUUCUUCCAGUUGUGCAGGUAGCUGCUCAUUGACGAAGCAUACAAGGGCAAGCCAACUGAACUUCAGAAUUAUUAUGAAUAAAUACCGUAUUUUACAGUCUAUAAGACACCCCAUGUAUAAGACGCCCUCUAUUUUUGGGGACUCCAAUUUAAGAAAAUGGGGGGAGAUGGCCUCUGUGUAUAAAAUGCCCCCACAUUUUUGGCAUUAUUUUAAAGGAAAAAAACAUAUACACGGUAAAUUUAUUAACCCACCUUCACCAGUAGGUCCCAGGGUGGGUUGCAACAAUUUAAAAUUUGGAAUUAAAAAUGGUUAAAACAGAGUAAUUCUGAGGGAGGUGGUUGACCUUAACGCUUGGGGAGGUCUGUAGGGAAGAAGGGGAUCUUUCCAGAACAGGGUCAUUUGUUUGCAGACUCUUCCUGGGACGGGGAAACUGGUCUGCAGAUUGCAAGAUCAGAAGGGAGAACUUACUUAAGUUACACAACCCUCCAGUGGAAUCAUCUCAGACCUGGGGAGGCCAAGAAACAGAAACAGCAGGCCAUGUAUUCCCCUUGGACAGAUACAGUUGCAGUGAAUGAUUGAGUAGGCUUCAACUUUUUUUUUACACCACCUUUCACCUAUGCUGCAUUAUUUUUAACACUCGAUUGGGAGCCACCCAGAGUGG
This is a messenger RNA of Podarcis muralis (Common wall lizard), 4463 nucleotides long. It is a transcript of the gene MGST1, whose product is annotated as microsomal glutathione S-transferase 1. Gene Ontology annotation, cellular component: membrane; mitochondrion. The record is from RefSeq and is a predicted model, not a curated record. Gene Ontology annotation, molecular function: glutathione transferase activity. Lineage: Eukaryota; Metazoa; Chordata; Lepidosauria; Squamata; Lacertidae.